UCACCCCGCAAGUGGCCGCAGUCAACGGAUUUUGUGGAGAGAGGGAUUUCUAAACAGGACAAAAUGCCAGCCAAGCCAGCCCCUAUCAAGAAGGCGGCCGCGCCUAAGGAGAAGGCCGCGGAGCCAGCGCCCGCAGCAGAGGCUCCCCCCGCCGAGGCUCCCCCAGCUGAGACUGCCCCCGCCGAGGCUGCACCCGCUGAGGCUGCUCCCGCCGAGGCUGCACCCGCUGAGGCUGCACCCGCCGAGGCUCCAGCUGAAGGUGCUGCUGCACCCGCUGAAGGAGAGGCCGCCCCCGCCCCAGCUGAAGGCGAGGCACCUGCCGCUCCCGCUGAAGGAGAAGCUCCAGCCGAGGAGGCAGCCCCAGUAGAGGAGGUCAAGCCCCCCACACCUCCUCCUCCCCCAGAGCCCACCAGCGAGCCCCUGGAGCUGGGAGUGGAGGAUGUCAACGACACCUCCGUCACCAUCAGCUGGAGGCCACCAGCCACCAUUGGAAACGAUGGCCUGGAUGGAUACACCGUGGAGGUCGCCAUGGAAGGAACUGAUGACUGGAAGGCAGCCAAUGAGGAUCUCACCAUCUCUUGCCGUUAUGUCGUCAAGAACCAGACCACUGGAGACCGCAUCAAUAUCCGCGUGGUGGCCAUGAACCCUGGCGGCCGUAGCCCCCCUGCCGCUCUGGCCGAGUCUGUUCUGGUCAAGGAGGUUGGUGAGCGUCCCAAGAUUCGUCUUCCCCGCUUCCUGAGACAGAGAUUCGUGAGGAGCGUUGGCGACAAGAUCAACAUUGUCAUCCCCUUCAGUGGCAAACCCUCACCAGCUGUGUCCUGGACCAAGGACGGCGAGCCUCUGGAGUCCAAGAGAGUGAACAUACGUAACAGCAACAACGACAGCAUCUUCUUCAUCCGCCAGUCCGACAGAGAAGACUCUGGCGUCUACGAAAUGAGCGUGAAGGUGGAGAGCUUUGAGGACAAGGCUUCCUUUGUUAUCCAGAUCUGUGAGCUGCCUGGACCUCCCGCAAGUAUCAAGAUUGUAGACACAUGGGGAUUCAACGUUGCUCUGGAAUGGGAGGAGCCCAAGGAUAAUGGCAAUACAACCAUCACAGGCUACACCAUCCAGAAGGCUGACCAAAAGACAGGGGACUGGUACACAGUGGUGGAGAACUACCACAGGAUGAACGCCACCAUCUCAGACCUGAUCAUGGGCAACAGCUACAAGUUCCGCAUCUACUCGGAGAACAAGUGCGGCAAGAGCGAGGACGCCACGGUCACCAAGGACGCCGCCAAGAUCCUCAAGACAGGUAUCGACUAUAAUCCCCCAAUCUACCAGGAGCAUGACUUCAGCGAGGCCCCCAAGUUCACCACCAACAUGCCUGACCGCAGUACCACCGUGGGCUACACGGCAAAACUCCUGUGCUCUGUCAGAGGCUGCCCUAAGCCCCAGAUUAUCUGGAUGAAGAACCAGAUGAUCAUCGGCGAGGACCCCAAGUUCCGUCAGAUUAACAACCAGGGCAUCUGCUCUCUGGAGAUUCGCAAGCCUGGCAGCUUCGACGGCGGUGUGUACGCUUGCCGUGCCAAGAACGCCCAUGGAGAGGUCACCAUCCAGUGCAAGCUGGAGGUCAAACAGCCUGUGAUCGCCGAGGCUGACCAGAAAAAGAAAUAAGCGCCCACUCAUUAGACACGCAGAUAUAGGAGCAGCAGGAUCAUGGACUUCAAGAAAGGACUUUGAAAGUGUUUCGACAGUGCAACAACAUGUACAUAUUCCUAAAUGGAUCAGAAGGCAGAAGGCGUGUGCUUGUGUGUUAGUGUGUGUGUGUGUGUAUGUGUGUGCGCAUGUGCGAGAGUGUACAUGAGAAAUCGUUGGGUGGCUAUCUGCAACAUCAAGAAGUCCUGCAAGCCAUUUUUUUCUCGCGGAAUGAAGCAGCAAAGUAGAGUAAUCCCUCCCCCUUCAAAAUGCCGUGGCUCACAAGUCGACUGCCCCGCACAGACAGACACACAGACAGACUCUCUGGAUAUGAAGGAACAGCCUCUCCGUUGUUGUUGUUGUUGUUUGUUGUUUGUUGCUAUUUAUUUCCUCUUACAUGGCUGUUUCCUACAUGUUUGUACAUGACACGCAUCAUCCUUCCUCUCGCUCUUUCUGUUCCAAUGGUUCAUCACCGGUCAAAAAGACAAAAAAAUGUGGGGCGGAAACAAAGGCAAUUUUUGAAUGUUUGUUAAUAUGCAUAUUAAACGUUUCAACCCUAGUGUAUCUUUUAUUAUUUUUUGUUUGUUUUUGCUUUGUAAUGUUUAAGUUGGUCAGCGACGGUUGUAGACUUAACUUAAUGUUUUGAGUUGAAGACAGAUGGUGAUGGGGUGAUUAAUCAACUUGAUUAAAUUCAGUUUUGGCCAGAAAGGCCAGGUAAGAA
Molecule: messenger RNA, 2395 nt
Organism: Engraulis encrasicolus (European anchovy)
Lineage: Eukaryota; Metazoa; Chordata; Actinopteri; Clupeiformes; Engraulidae
Gene: mybphb
Product: myosin binding protein Hb
Exons: 14
Coding region: 64-1653 (529 amino acids)
Cellular component (GO): M band
Molecular function (GO): protein binding
Source: RefSeq, a predicted model, not a curated record